This is a messenger RNA of Protobothrops mucrosquamatus (brown spotted pit viper), 944 nucleotides long. RefSeq names its product vestigial like family member 3 (gene VGLL3). The record is from RefSeq and is a predicted model, not a curated record. Gene Ontology annotation, cellular component: nucleus. Lineage: Eukaryota; Metazoa; Chordata; Lepidosauria; Squamata; Viperidae. Bases 12 to 944 code for a protein of 310 amino acids. Gene Ontology annotation, biological process: regulation of transcription by RNA polymerase II. The transcript is spliced from 4 exons.
CUGCUGGUAUCAUGAGUUGCUCGGAUGUGGUGAGGCAUCAGGCGCAGGCGACGUGUCACCCGUCCCAGGUGAAACUGCCCGCAGCGUCCGCCGUGUGUUCCACGAGUCCUUGCCCGUUCUCCAGCCCAGCGGUGACGCCGAGCCAACAGAAUAAAAUAGUUGUAUACAGCAAGAUGCAAGAAACUCUGGAAUUGACACUUUCUAAUAAGCAAGAGGAAGAUGACAAAGAUCAGCCUACUGAAAUGGAAUACCUUAAUUCUCGCUGCGUCCUUUUCACUUACUUUCAGGGAGACAUUGGCUCAGUGGUGGAUGAACACUUCUCAAGAGCUUUAAAUCAAGCUAACAACUUUAAUUCAGAGGCUGUUCUUUCAAAAACCAAAACAGAUUUAUGUAGAGAGAACACAACAAUUGCAAGCCAAAGGAGGAGCUUCCCAGCUUCAUUUUGGACCAGUUCUUAUCAAACUCCACCUCCACCAUCUUUAAGUGGAAUUCAUCAUGAUUUUCCCAUUACUAUACCAAGCACCUUUUCAGUAGCAGAUCCUAACAGCUGGCCAGGACAUACGUUGCAUCAGACUGCUCUACCUACUCCAUCUAACAUGCCAGAGUCUUGGCAUUAUCCUUUAGCAUCUCAGAUGAGCUCUUCAUAUGGACAUAUGCAUGAUGUGUAUAUGCAUCACCGUCAUCCCCAUGUACACAUGCAUCAUCACCAUCAUCCGACUUCACAUCUCGACCCACGGUACAAACCUUUGCCAAUGCCUUCAGUUUGUGCAGGGAAGAUUCCUCCACCACAGUGUGACGCAACAAAGUCAGAUCCUACUACUGUCAGCUGUGCUACCUCAGCUUGGGCAGGAGCCUUUCACGGGACAGUUGAUAUUGUGCCAACAUUUGGAUUUGAAACAGAGUUCAAGACAGUAUACUUGGUUUUUCCUAUUUUAUCUUCAUAA